Messenger RNA from Cryptomeria japonica (Japanese cedar), 4412 nucleotides. RefSeq names its product calcium-transporting ATPase 5, plasma membrane-type. The record is from RefSeq and is a predicted model, not a curated record. Gene Ontology annotation, molecular function: ATP hydrolysis activity; calmodulin binding; P-type calcium transporter activity. Bases 710 to 3961 code for a protein of 1083 amino acids. NCBI's taxonomy places the organism in Eukaryota, Viridiplantae, Streptophyta, Pinopsida, Cupressales, Cupressaceae. The transcript has 34 exons. Gene Ontology annotation, biological process: calcium ion transmembrane transport. Gene Ontology annotation, cellular component: intracellular membrane-bounded organelle; membrane.
AAUUACAUACUUACGUCUUAAAUAGUUGAACAGAUAUUUUUAAACUUAGAGAUCGAGGGAAAAAUGCUGGAAGAACUGUCAAGAAUCCAUUAGGCUAGAAAUUUUCGUACAGCAGAUGCAGCUGCAGAGAAAUUUGAAGAAAUUUGCAGCAACAAUUUGACACAGGAAAAGAGAAGGUUGCUCGAUUUUCAGGACUAAUUUUUCCAAAGUUUCCGCCUACUCUUCCUUUGUUGAAAAGAAAGGGGUGCAUCUAAUUUCAUGCGCUUUCUGCGCACCUUCUAGCCCUAUGUCGUGAGUCAUACUAUACGCGUCCAUUUCAUGUUUUCAAAUCCACGAAAAGAAUCUGCGAGAGGAAAAUGUUUACCUACCUAGCUUUUGGUGCUCAAUAAGUAGUAGACCGAAACCUAUAAAUGCAUACUGAAAUGCACAGAUUUAAAAGUUCGGAACGCUGGAAGGAAUUUUGAGUGGGCGGAGAUAACUUUAGUGUUUGCCAAGUUUUUCUUUGUAGCGAAUCUGAAAGAGAGUAAGUAAAAUGGAUCUUUUCCAUUUAGUUUACGCCUCCGCGCUGACAGCUAAGCAUCAUUUCUUCUCUUCUCAUACGAAUCUAUCAAUUAAGUGGUUACACUUUUCUCUGGUUUCGCGCAGCGGUUCUGAGUGAGGUCAUAUAAUCUUGAAUUUUAGUGUCAUCUCUCCUGCGCUCUAGAGGAUAAUGUCCAAUACUCCGAGGAUUCCGAGUAUGAGUUCCCCUGCCCGUACAUCGACGGAUGGUUAUCAGAAAGGGAUUGUUAAUGAUGACGAGGAACAGGGAACAACGAGAAGUAAUAUUUGGGAUAUUCCGAACAAAAAGGCACCGCUCGAGAGGCUCAGGAAAUGGAGGCAAGCAACAUUAGCCUUGAAUGCAACUCGGCGGUUCAGGUAUACAUUAAAUCUUAAAAGGGAAGAGCAAAGGGAAGAAACAAUAAGCAAAAUCCGAGCCCAUGCUCAAGCUGUAAGGGCAGCCCAUCGUUUUAAGCAGAUUGGGGGUGAGAAAAAAAAAGAGGACGACGAUAAGCCCCCAGAGGGCUUUGGAAUCAGUGCAGUAAAGCUUGCACAGUUAGUCAGGGAUAAAGACUUUGAUAGUCUACAGCAGAUAGGAGGGGUAAAGGAGGUAGCAAAGCUCCUACACACUGAUGCUGAUAAGGGUAUUAAAGAAAACCCUGAAGAAUUGCUAUGCCGUAGAAAUGCGUAUGGGGAGAAUACUUAUCCCCAAAAGGCUGCACGCAAUUUCUUUGUUUUUCUAUGGGAAGCUUGUCAAGAUACGACAUUAAUAAUUUUAAUGAUUUGUGCGGCUUUGUCUCUUGGGUUUCAAAUAAAGACUGAAGGCAUCAAGGAAGGGUGGUAUGAUGGUGGAAGUAUAGCUUUUGCUGUUAUUCUUGUAAUUUUUGUCACAGCUAUUAGUGACUACCGGCAAUCUCUUCAGUUCCAAAAUCUGAAUGAAGAAAAAAGAAACAUUCAACUGCAGGUUAUCCGAGGGGGAAGACGAUUUAAAGUUUCCAUUUUUGAUCUUCUUGUUGGUGAUGUUCUACCUUUAAAUAUCGGUGAUCAGGUCCCUGCAGAUGGCAUUCUAAUUGAAGGACACUCCUUGUCAAUUGAUGAAUCUAGCAUGACUGGGGAAAGCAAAUUUGUUCACAAAGAUCAGAAAAAUCCAUUUUUGAUGUCUGGAUGUAAGGUAGCAGAUGGCUAUGGAACAAUGCUGGUUACUGGAGUAGGAUUAAAUACUGAGUGGGGUGUUUUAAUGGCAAGUAUAUCAGAGGAUAAUGGGGAAGAAACUCCACUACAGGUUCGUCUAAAUGGUGUUGCCACAUUUAUUGGUAAGGUUGGACUUACAGUUGCAGUUGUUGUAUUAAUUGUCCUUUUGAUAAGAUACUUUACUGGACAUACAGAAGAGACUGCAGACACUAGCAAGUUUAAGGCAGGCAAGACGAAGUUUGGAGAUGCAAUGAAUGGAGUUGUUGAAAUAUUUGCCAUUGCGGUGACCAUUGUUGUUGUUGCCGUUCCAGAAGGGCUUCCAUUGGCUGUCACCUUAACUCUGGCUUAUUCAAUGCGAAAAAUGAUGAGAGACAAAGCUUUGGUGCGUAGAUUAUCAGCCUGUGAAACUAUGGGCUCUGCUACAACAAUCUGUAGUGAUAAAACAGGGACUCUUACCUUGAAUCAGAUGACAGUUGUUAAAGCAUGUGUUGCUGGGGAAAUGAACUUGCCACCAGAGAGUACAUCUGUUGCACACAAUCUUCUUAAGGAGGGCAUCUCACAGAAUACGACAGGAAGCAUCUUUAAGCCUGAGGGUGGGGGACAGACAGAAGUGACAGGAUCUCCUACUGAAAAGGCUAUUCUUUCCUGGGCAUUGGAGUUUGGAAUGAAUUUUGACGAAGAAAAAUCAAAAUCCUCCAUCUUGCAAGUGGUCACUUUUAACUCAGAAAAGAAACGUGGGGGGGUUGCUCUGAAGAAGUUGCAGUCUCCAUCUGAAGUACACAUUCACUGGAAAGGAGCUGCAGAGAUAAUAUUGGAUCUGUGCAGCUCAUGGAUGGACAGCAGUGGUGUAGUGCAAAACAUGAGUCCUUCCAAGUCUGAUGAAUUCAAGACAACCAUUGAAGGAAUGGCUGCUGCUUCAUUGCGGUGUGUUGCUUUUGCUUACAGAACAUAUGAUACUGAAAGCAUUCCUAGGGAGGAGGUUCAACUUGAAUCAUGGGAAAUUCCUGAAGACAAUCUAACACUUCUGGCUAUUGUUGGUAUAAAGGAUCCAUGUAGACCAAGUGUUAAAGAAGCUGUGAAUUUGUGUCAGAAUGCUGGUGUCAAGGUUCGCAUGGUGACUGGUGAUAACAUCUACACAGCUAGAGCCAUAGCUCUUGAAUGUGACAUACUCAAGUCAGAUCAAAGCAUAGAGAUGCCAACUGUUAUUGAGGGAAAGGAUUUUCGUGCCUUAACUGAAGAAGAGAGGAAUAAAAUUGUGGAUAAGAUUUGUGUAAUGGCAAGGUCAUCUCCUACAGAUAAACUUUUGUUGGUACAAGCUCUGAAAAGAAACGGUGAAGUUGUAGCUGUGACUGGAGAUGGAACAAAUGAUGCACCUGCACUGCAUGAGGCAGAUAUUGGCCUCUCAAUGGGUAUUCAAGGAACAGAAGUUGCAAAGGAAAGCUCAGAUAUCAUUAUUCUAGAUGACAACUUUUCCUCAGUUGUAAAGGUUGUUCGCUGGGGACGGUCAGUUUAUGCAAACAUUCAGAAAUUUAUUCAAUUUCAACUUACUGUAAAUGUUGCAGCACUUACGAUUAAUUUUGUUGCUGCUAUUUCAUCUGGAAAUGUUCCUCUGAAUGCUGUGCAGCUUCUUUGGGUGAACUUAAUCAUGGACACACUUGGAGCUCUUGCGUUGGCUACAGAACCACCGACAGAUCACCUCAUGCACCGACCUCCAGUAGGGCGCAGGGAGCCACUUAUUACAAAUAUAAUGUGGAGGAAUCUUAUUGCUCAAGCGAUUUAUCAAAUUAUAGUCCUCCUUACACUUACCUUCAAGGGGAAGGACAUCCUAAAUCUGAAGGAUGGCAAUGUAGCAGGUCAUGCGGACAAACUUAGAAACACAAUAAUUUUUAAUGCCUUUGUGUUUUGCCAGAUAUUCAAUGAAUUCAAUGCAAGGAAGCCAGAUCAAAAGAACAUAUUUCGAGGACUACACAAAAAUCGUUUGUUUAUUGGCAUCAUAUGCAUGACCCUUAUCCUUCAGGUUAUCAUCGUUGAGUUCCUCAAGAAAUUUGCAAAAACCACUCAACUUAAUCCAAAACAAUGGAUCCUUUGUAUAGUGAUUGGUUUUCUAAGUUGGCCAAUUGCUGCUGUUGUGAAAUGUAUUCCUGUGCCCGAAAGACCAUUUGCUGACUAUUUGCGAAAGAAAUCUAAGAGAAAAGAGUCGUCAGCACCCGGAGAAGCAAGCGCAGAUCACUGAAGAGUAUAAGAGAACUUGUAUGUAUAGGUUUUGUUCGAUGGUGAAACUUGUUGCUGUGUGCCGAUGUAAAUUUUGUGGAGAAAGGAAUGGCGGUGAUUUUUUUUGUAUCCACACCGUGGUUGAGGGUAAAUGUGUUUGUAUGUAUCUUCAGGUGUUCAUCCCUUCUGUACUAAAUCCAUUGAGUGAAAAUGGUUAUAACGACAGACACCAUACAGUGGGAACAAAAGAUGUAAUGUUAGGAGUGGAUAAUAAAAACUCGAAUAACUUUGUGCGGACACCCCAUAAAAAUUGUGAAACCAAUAUGACUGACAUUUUUUCAAAAAAAAAGGGAAAAAGAAAAGCAGCAGCAAAAUAGGCGGUAUGAUUUGUUUUGAAGUGAUUAUGUUUUUCAUGGCAUGCUCCUAAUCUACAUACUACAUUCCUUUAAAUAGAAUCUAUUUUAACAUUUUUA